AAUACUCGAUUCCUUUCCAACUCCUCACCAGCGUCACAUCCAUGUGUUUCGUUCUAUUCGUUUGUGCUGCGUCGUUACAGAGAGGCGGCGGUCUGAGCAGUGCCUUGAAGACCAUAUUAUGUAUCCCGUACCUGAUUUUCGAAACUGGAAUCUACUGUAUAUAUGUACAAGAAAUCCUCGACCAGAGGGAGAAACUGAUCCAUUCAGCUGUUAAUUACGAAUACAUGCAAGACGGCGCCGGCUGCGGGAAGACACUGCUCAUAUUCAUGCUGAUGGACUCAUCCUUUCUAGAGAUCAAAGUCAGCAAGAUAGUACCGCUUUCUAAGCCAACAUUUUUACAGAUCUUAAAUGGAUCGUACACACUUAUCAAUCUUCUCUACCACUUCAGUAUACCCGACGAAUAAAUGAAGUGAAAGAAGUAGUUUACGUAUCUUCAAACUCACUAGCCCCAUGACA
Messenger RNA from Schistocerca americana (American grasshopper), 456 nucleotides. Its product is annotated as odorant receptor 43a-like. Gene Ontology annotation, cellular component: membrane. Gene Ontology annotation, molecular function: olfactory receptor activity; odorant binding. The transcript has 4 exons. Gene Ontology annotation, biological process: sensory perception of smell. The record is from RefSeq and is a predicted model, not a curated record. NCBI's taxonomy places the organism in Eukaryota, Metazoa, Arthropoda, Insecta, Orthoptera, Acrididae. The coding region runs from base 42 to 404 and encodes 120 amino acids.